UCUCGUGGCAAGCAGAGAGCGUUCGUCACUCGCAUCUCCUCCGCCUCCGGUAUCCAACCUCCCGCACCAAAUCCCAAUCCGGAUCCCCCACGCUAAACCCUAGCUUUAAACCCCCGAAUCCAACCAAUCCCCGCGCCGAUUCCCGCCAUUUCGCGCACCUCGUGCCAGGAUCUGCUCCUGGGCGGCGCUCUUUUAGAAAAAAACCUGGCAGAUUUCGACUUCUGCAAUGGAGCCCGUCGAUUUCGGUGGGGGCAAAGGUUAUGGAAGGAAUCUCUGUCUGAGCAACGAUCUGAUCCUUCUGGAGUAAGGUUUUGUGCUGGGUGGAUUUGGGAUUCGAUGUGGCUGGAGUUGAGCUCAUCUCGGGGAGAAGGGAUUCGGACGGUGUUUGAUCUUUCUGUCGUGAUUGCUUUGCUUCGGGUUUGCUCAGCGCUAGAAGAUUUGCUCGCAGAAUCCCGCGCGGAGUUUUGAAGAAAGCUUGGUAUUUCCUGGUUCGUUGUGGUUUGUAAGCGAUGCAGUUCGAGGACGGGGGAGAUGUUCAUGUUGGUGCCGGUGAGGGUGAAGAUGGUGGCAGGGUCACAGUGGAUGAGCUUACCAGAUGUCUACGUUGUGGCAUCAGUGCAAAUGCGACGCCUCAUAUGCGCCGUGGACCAGAGGGACGGAGAACUUUAUGCAAUGCUUGUGGUAUAGCAUGGGCAAAGGGAAAAGUGCGAAAAGUUAUUGAUUCUGAUACCCCCAUGGAUAAUGCCAUGUUUGCACAAAUGGUUCCAGAACUUAGCAUGGAAUUCGAUGACGAAGAUAAAGCAUAUGAGUUCUACAACAGGUACGCUGGACAUGUGGGAUUCAGUGUUCGUAAAAGUUCAUCGGACAAAUCAGCUGAAAACAUCACAAGGUCAAGAACCUUUGUAUGCUCGAGAGAAGGUUUUCGUAAGGACAAGAAAGGAGCUAAGGAAGUUAAAAGACCACGGCCAGAAACAAGAAUAGGGUGUCCUGCACGAAUGUCAAUUAAGAUUACAUCUGAUGGUAAAUAUCGUAUAUCUGAAUUCGUACCAGAUCAUAACCAUCAGCCAGCACCCCCAUCAACCAUGCAUAUGCUGAGGUCUCAGAGAGUACUCACUGAGCUGCAAACAACUGAAGCAGACUCCUCAGAAGAAUCAGCGACACCAUCAAGGUUUUCUAGUUGCUCUUUGGUGAAGCAAGCAGAAGUAAUUAGACAUACCAAUUUUCUCCCUGCAGAAUACAGGUGCUCUCUUUGUUCAAAGCGCAAGAAAAAUAUGCAACCUGGUGAUGCAGGAGUAACUGUAAAGUACCUGCAAAGCAUGCAGCUAAGCAACCCUUCUUUCUUUUAUGCUGUCCAGCUUGAUGAGGAUGACAAACUGACAAACAUUUUCUGGGCCGAUUCCAAAUCUAGAACCGACUUCAGCUACUACAGUGACGUGGUUUGUUUGGACACAACCUACAAGAUAAAUGAACAUAGCAGACCAUUAACACUAUUCCUUGGAGUGAACCACCACAAGCAAAUCUCCAUAUUUGGUGCUGCCUUGCUUUAUGAUGAAUCAGAAGAGUCUUUCAAGUGGCUAUUUGAUACAUUCAAGAUUGCUGCAAAUGGAAAGCAACCAAAAACAAUCUUGACAGAUUGGUCUAUGGCAGCAACUACGGCUUCUGCGAUAACAGCAGCAUGGCCUGGAACAGUUCAUCGCCUUUGUCCAUGGCAAGUGUACCAAAACUCUGUCAAGCACCUUAAUCACAUCUUUCAAGGCUCCAAAACAUUUGCAAAGGAUUUCGGAAAAUGCGUUUAUGACUACGAUGAUGAAGAGAACUUCUUGCUUGGAUGGAAUACUAUGCUAGAGAAGUAUGAUCUACGAAACAAUGAGUGGAUUAAAAAAAUAUUUGAUGAUCGUGAUAAAUGGUCUCCAGUAUACAAUCGCCAUGUAUUCACUGCAGAUAUAAAAAGUUCUUUGCAGUCGGAAAGUGUUAGAAAUGCCUUGAAGAAGUCCUUGAGUCCACAAUUUGACCUGUUAUCUUUCUUUAAGCACUAUGAAAGAAUGCUUGAUGAGUUUCGUUAUGCAGAGUUACAAGCUGAUUUUCAUGCAAGCCAAAGCUUCCCUAGAAUUCCUCCAUCCAAAAUGCUGAGACAGGCUGCUAACAUGUACACACCAGUGGUCUUUGAAAUUUUUCGCAGGGAGUUUGAGAUGUUUGUCGAUUCCGUGAUUUAUAGCUGUGGAGAGGAUGGAAAUGCAUUCGAAUAUAGAGUAGCAGUAACAGAUAGGCCUGGGGAACACUAUGUUAGGUUUGACUCUGGCGACUUAUCUGUUGUAUGCAGUUGUAAAAAAUUUGAAGCAAUGGGUAUCCAGUGUUGCCAUGUGUUGAAAGUUCUAGAUUUCAGAAAUAUAAAGGAGUUACCACAAAAAUAUUUCAUGAAAAGAUGGAAGAAGGAUGUCAAGUCUGCAAGUACAGGCAAUCAAGAACUUCUGAAUGGAGGAGUUUCACAAAUUCCCAGCUCUUAUUUGAAUGUUCCCGUGCCAUUUAUAGAUCCACAACAUGUGCAAUCAAAUAACGAGCUUAACCAUGACACUUCUGUUUCUAACUCCCACCAGCAGGCCCUUCAUGGAGGUGCACAGGGAAGUCAGGGUUAUGCUCCCUUAGCAGGGAUUCAGCAGCAGCAGUUUAUUGGAAAUUUUCGCCUGAACCAUGAAACAGGUUUCUUAUGAAAAACAGAACUGGCGCUUUUGCCCUGUUCUUGUCUUCCAAAAACUUUUUUGCUCUGUUAUUCCAAAGACAAUGACACAAGACAUCGAAACAGUCUCUAGUCUCUACCUUUACAUCUCCCUUGUAAAUUCUAAUUCAUAUUUCGUAGCAUCACAAAUAUACAAGCUCAAUAGUUUUCAGGAAACUACGUUCAGAGUUUAAACGCUGUUGGACCUUGGAGGAAGUACCCGCUAAGACAUAAGUCUGAUUAUUGGCCUAAAAUAAGGUUGUAUUAUUAGCAUAUGUGAUGUAGUAUAUACAGACAUACAGUUCGUAGUUCUGGUGAUUUUGCAGAAGCUUUCAAUUGCUUCGCUGCCAAAUGGCCACUUCAACCAUGCACUCUUUUAAUCUAAUGCUCUCACUGUUUCCAAUUUUCA
This is a messenger RNA of Oryza sativa Japonica Group (Japanese rice), 3122 nucleotides long. Its product is annotated as protein FAR1-RELATED SEQUENCE 5. Gene Ontology annotation, molecular function: sequence-specific DNA binding; zinc ion binding. Gene Ontology annotation, biological process: regulation of DNA-templated transcription. NCBI's taxonomy places the organism in Eukaryota, Viridiplantae, Streptophyta, Magnoliopsida, Poales, Poaceae. The record is from RefSeq and is a predicted model, not a curated record.